UCCACAAAGCCAUUCAGGGCCUGGAAAGGCUGCCUCUGUCCCCUCGAACCAGUCCGGCUCGCCGGCACUGCUAUGCAAAUCGGUCAGCGCUUUUGCAGGCGACAUCGGGACCUGGAUGUGCAGGAGCUGCCGGGUGCUCGCCGGGUCUGACAAGGGCUCCUCGCUCCGGGCCGGCUCAGAGGGGAGAGGCUGCGGUCCAGCAAGAAAUGGUUUCCCGGCCGUCCCCGUGUACAAAGCUGCAGGACGCCGCACGCCCCCUCCCAGGGACCGAGCCUCCCCCGGCCUCCAGCGCCGUCCGCCACGGCUGCCUCCGCAGGGCUGCAUGCAGCUGCGUGUUGGUGUCAUCAGCCCCGGAUCACUCCCCGGCCGGGAAGCCACCUUGAGACGUCCCCGAGGACCCCAAAGAUGUGCCGGUGGCUGGAGCGAAGGGGAAAAGGGACCAAAACCCACAAGGACCGGCCGCCUCAGUGCGCCCCGUGCCCCUGGCCCCGCGGAUAAUAGCGGGGCUGCGGGGGCGAUUUCACGGAGAUUAACCCCGCGCCUCGCGCCGGGGCUGCCGCUGCCCUCGACACCGCUCCCCGAGUGUAUCAAAGGCGGAUUACAGAUAUAUUAGCCCCGUG
Cygnus olor (mute swan) is the source of this 620-nucleotide messenger RNA. Its product is annotated as large proline-rich protein BAG6-like. The transcript has 4 exons. The record is from RefSeq and is a predicted model, not a curated record. The coding region runs from base 116 to 613 and encodes 165 amino acids. NCBI's taxonomy places the organism in Eukaryota, Metazoa, Chordata, Aves, Anseriformes, Anatidae.